AUGCGUGCGUGUAGUAUUUUUUUUCUGCAAUUAACUGCACUUACCAAAGCACAAGUUUUGCAAGGGUCUAGUUCUUCAGAAUUUGCUAAUGUCAAGGGUUUUUAUUCAUCUUUAUCGUAUGAUCAUGAGUUUAAAGUAGUUGAUGUCCCACAUAUGACUACAAAGCUGCUUCCCUUUCAGAAAGAGGGGGUAGGAUGGAUGGCUCAUAGGGAAAUCAAUCAUGUGGGUGGUAUUAUGGCCGAUCAUCUAGGAAUGGGCAAGACAAUACAAAUGAUAGGUCUUUGUUUGGUGUCAGACAAUGUUAAUCGACUUGUCAUAUCAAAUAGAAUGAAACGCCUUAUAGUCGAGUCUGAGGGUUAUCGAUUGCUCACUAUAGUUCAUCAACUUCAAAAAAUUAGCAUUGUAGCAAAUUGCUCCCGGCUGAAUCGGCCAGCAGAGGAUCUGAAUAUUAUCGCUUCACAGAUUAGGAAUGCGAUCUCGGAUAAAUCCAAACCUUGCGUUUUUUCAAACAUAAGGAAGGAAAUGGACAAGUGGCUUGAUUUCACUGCGAAGUUUCAUCCUUCUUAUCAAAAAAGGGCUAAGUCUUUUCUUGACGAUGAGGAAAAACGUGAUUUUGAGGAUAUUCAGUCGAAAGAGCUUCGUACUCUUGUAGUGGUUCCCGCAGCGCUCAUGUUUCAGUGGCAGAGUGAAAUUAAUUCUAAGGUUGACCCAUCACGUGAAUUAAGAGUUUACCUGUAUCAUGGGGAUAACAAAUGGGUAAGCAGCACGGAACUGGAAACCUAUGAUUUUGUAAUUACAACGUAUGAUACACUAACACACUCAGCGCAGAAUGCCUUUAUACCAGGAGAUGACCCAAAAAGCUUUGCGUUUAGUCGAAAGGAGGCUGGACCUCUGUUUCAUAUCACUUGGAAGCGAGUGAUUUUGGAUGAGGCUCAUAUGAUUAGGCAUAGUAAGACCUUUCGCUGGAGAGCAGUGAGGGAAAUUCGUGGUGUUCAUCGAUGGGUAGUUACAGCAACUCCUCUACACAACUCAAUACAAGAUUUACAAAAUCUGCUGCAUUUUGUAGGACUAUCCAAACUCCCCUUGUUGCCCGGAUCAAAUGCCGAGGAUCUUCUUAAUGAUCCGUCUCUCCAGCGCAGUAUCGCGCGCUCACUUCAGUCAGCCUUUUUACGUAGAGGCCCUGUCAUGAUUCGGAAUGGCGUCAGGGAAGUUCUUGUGCAGUUGCCACCGAAGCGGGAGGUAAUUGUGAAGCAACCUUUCACGGUCAAAGAAUCGCAAAUGUACAAUAGCAUCUUGGCCCGGUCAAGAAGUGCGUUAUCUUCUUCAGAAUACCAGGAAGGUUCAUUUCAUAUCUUUGCAAUGAUGACUAGGUUAAGACAAGCAUGUUGUCACCCCUGGAUCAGCCAAGGAAAGGCUGUGCAAGUGUCAGUUUGCGGAUUGUGCAACACAGAAGCAUCUGGAUCUGUCAUGACGAAAUGUGGCCACUCUUUUUGCUAUGAAUGUCUCAUGCUCCGGUUUCGUGAAGUGGUAGAUGGCGAUAAUGUUGCCAAUCGAUUACCGUGCCCCACAUGUGGAGCUGCUGUUUCGUAUGAUUCGGUUUUUAGAAAGGUUACCCAAAGUUCAGCUGAGCGGAUUGCUCGAUACAGACGAACUGAGUUUGAGCUGAGUACAAAGCUUGAAAUGAUUCUUAAAGCAUUUGAAAACAUGCAAUCAAAGUUCCCAGAGGAUAAAAUGAUUAUUUUCUCGCAUUUCACGUCCUUUAUAGAUGUCAUCAGUGUGGGUCUGGAGCGCUACGGGAUUGAAUUUAUGAGAAUUGAUGGCACCAUGACUCUUACCAAUCGAAACAUUACCAUUCAAGCAUUUCAAACGAAUCCAAACGUGAAGCUAAUUCUCGCGAGCAAAACUGCUACAGGGGUAGGUCUGAACUUGACGGCCGCGAAUCAUGUGCUGGUAGUUGAUCCAUGGUGGAAUCCGGCCAUUGAGGAGCAGGCGGUGCAUCGUUGCUAUCGUAUUGGUCAGAAAAAACCUGUCUAUGUGUCUCGGUUUAUCAUAUCGGAUACCAUCGAGCAGUACUGCUACGAAAUUUGCCAGAAGAAAAAAGAAUUUGGGGAUGCUAUAUUGCGUGCGGCAACCUCAGGUGAUUCAGGUGCAAAGAUGGCGGCCUCAAAGCUUCAAGAACUCGUUGCGCGAUUGAAAUAUGUCGAUGAGAAGGACUGUACAACCACUGAUAAUCUCACUGCCGGUAAGAUAAAACCAGUAACAGAAGAAGAAGAAGCCUCCAGCGCAGGCCAUUCUGAAGGAGUCCUAAUAACAAGGAUUUAA
Messenger RNA from Phytomonas sp. EM1, 2322 nucleotides. NCBI's taxonomy places the organism in Eukaryota, Euglenozoa, Kinetoplastea, Trypanosomatida, Trypanosomatidae. The record is from the annotation of a GenBank genome assembly.